Messenger RNA from Priceomyces carsonii, 579 nucleotides. It is a transcript of the gene GST2, whose product is annotated as glutathione S-transferase GST2. The transcript is spliced from 2 exons. NCBI's taxonomy places the organism in Eukaryota, Fungi, Ascomycota, Pichiomycetes, Serinales, Debaryomycetaceae. The coding region runs from base 1 to 579 and encodes 192 amino acids. The record is from RefSeq and is a predicted model, not a curated record.
AUGUCUGAAUUAUUGGGAUUAAAAUAUGAUACACAAUCCGUAAACAUUAGAGAUAAUGUCCAAAAAGAACCAUGGUUUUUAAAGCUCAAUCCCAAUGGUAGAAUUCCAACCUUAGUUGAUAAUUCGACAGGAGUUACCAUUAGUGAGACAGGAGCAAUCCUUCAAUAUCUUGUGGAUACCUAUGAUAAGGACUACAAGUAUAGCUACAAAGUAGGAACGAAAGAAUAUUACAAGCAAUUGGAAAUUCUUUAUUUCCAGAUGGCAGGAGUGGGACCUAUGCAAGGACAGGCGAACCAUUUCAAGUUUGCGGCCAAGGAGAAAAUUCCUUAUGCAAUUGAAAGAUAUGAAAAUGAGACUAAAAGGCUCUACUCUGUUGUCGAGGAAUACUUGAAAAGGAACGAAAGCAACGGAAGAUAUCUAGUCGGCAAUCAUUACUCUAUUGCUGACAUUGCAAUCGUAGCAUGGGCAAAAUCAUUGAGUAAGUUGGACAUUGAUAUUGCACAAUGGCCAUUAGUUAAAGAAUGGUUUGACCAAUUGAACUCGCUUUCUCAAGUCCAAAAGGGUUUUACUAUUCCAUAG